This is a messenger RNA of Cajanus cajan (pigeon pea), 1836 nucleotides long. RefSeq names its product gibberellin 20 oxidase 1. NCBI's taxonomy places the organism in Eukaryota, Viridiplantae, Streptophyta, Magnoliopsida, Fabales, Fabaceae. The record is from RefSeq and is a predicted model, not a curated record.
ACAAAAGCCCUUGUCAAACACUGUCUCUACUCUCAUAUUAGAUACGAUUUUCCUCCUUUUUGUACGCAGCUACUUGGCAAUUGGUUUCCCCAUAAAGCUGCCCUUGAUAGAACUUUUGUCACAAUAUAUAGCUCAUAUCCAAUGUCAAUUAUAACUGCAAGUACUUCUAUGUUUGCUUCUAAUGUCCCAUUUUUUUUCCUCCUCCACUUUUUCUUACCCCUCAUCACUAUUAUUAUCAUCGAUCACUAUUAUAAACUAGUUUUGCAUUGUUAAUACAAUGGCCAUAGAGUGCAUGACAAAUAUACAAUCCAUGCCUCAACCACAAAAGCAGAACAAACACACAGAAGAUGAAGCACCAUUGGUUUUUGAUGCCUCACUUUUGAGUCACGAACUCCACCUACCAAAGCAAUUCAUUUGGCCUGAUGAGGAGAAGCCAUGCUUGAAUGUGCCUGAGCUUGUUAUGCCCCUAAUUGACUUAAGGGGGUUCCUCUCUAGUGACCCUAUUGCAACAAUCGAGGCUGCAAGGUUGGUUGGUGAGGCAUGUCAAAAGCAUGGUUUCUUCCUUGUGGUGAACCAUGGAAUUGAUGCCAACUUGAUCUCCCAUGCUCAUGGCUACAUGGAUGACUUUUUUGAGCUUCCCCUAUCUCAGAAACAGAGGGCUCAGAGGAAAACAGGAGAACACUAUGGCUAUGCUAGUAGCUUCACUAGCAGAUUCUCUUCCAAGCUUCCAUGGAAAGAGACACUCUCUUUUCAAUUCUCAGCUGAGGAUAACUCAUCCACUCUUGUGAAAGACUACUUGUGCAACACAUUGGGCAAAGAGUUUGAGCAGUUUGGGAAGGUGUACCAAGACUAUUGUGAUGCCAUGAGUAACCUUUCUUUGGGGAUAAUGGAGCUUUUGGGAAUGAACCUUGGAGUAGGCAAAGAAUAUUUUAGGGAAUUAUUUGAAGAGAAUAACUCAAUAAUGAGACUCAAUUACUACCCUCCUUGUCAAAAACCAGACCUCACUUUGGGCACAGGACCUCAUUGUGACCCAACAUCUUUGACCAUUCUUCACCAGGAUCAAGUGGGUGGCUUCCAAGUUUUUGUUGACAAUGAGUGGCAUUCCAUUAGCCCAAAUUCUAAUGCUUUUGUUGUCAACAUUGGUGACACUUUCAUGGCUCUAUCAAAUGGGAGGUACAAGAGUUGUUUGCAUAGGGCAGUGGUGAACAGCAAGACAACAAGAAAAUCUCUUGCUUUCUUUUUGUGUCCAAAGGGUGAUAAGGUGGUUAGUCCACCAAGUGAAUUGGUGGAUGAAUUGACGCCAAGGGUGUACCCAGAUUUUACAUGGCCUAUGUUUCUAGAGUUCACUCAGAAACAUUACAGAGCUGACAUGAAAACUCUCGAGGCAUUCACUAACUGGCUUCAACAGAAAAGAAGCUGAGAUUUCAAGCACAUGGAUAUGAAUCACAUAUUAUGUAUUAGCCUUUGAUAUAAAUAGUAACAAGUCUUUGAUAUAAAUAGUAACAAGUCUCAAGUCGAAGUGUAUUGAUGGCAGAAAGCACUUAAAGGGCUGCAAAAAAAAAUGACACUGAGAUUGAAAAUUCACAUUUUCUUCAUAAUUUGAGUGUUGCAAGCUUGUGACUAGUAAUGAACAAAACAAGGGAGAUAAAAUAUUUAUAAGGAAUUAGUAAGAAAAUUUGCUAGCUAAUUUUGUAAUUUUUCUUUGGUGAUAUAGAAAAGUUAUUAUUAAAUUUGUAAUACUUUAUAUUUUUUGUUUUACGUGCAUAACAACAUAUGAUAUGUGGUAAAUCCAAGUAAAUCUUCUUCAAGCUAUUGGAGCCACUAAGAAGAUACCCA